AGUGUUUUGUUGACAACAUUAAAAAUAUUUUUUUUUAAUUCUUUUUUCAGUAACUAUUAUCUUUUUUUACUUUUUAUUUUAAAAACAUAAUAUAAUUUGAGAAUAUUUUGUUUCCUUUUUUAAAAGAUAUCGAAUUUGAAAUAAUGAAAUCCUAUUGGUUGGUGAAUCUAGAGGUUCAUCCUAGGGGGUGAACCCAAGAAUGACUCCAUAAAUAAUUGACCCGUGAGUAAAUAAAAGCUAACCAAUAAGUACUUCUAAAGUAAACAUCAAAACUAGCCACCAUUUCAGCACCACACUUCUAAUAUCAAUAGUAUCAACAUCGAACAUUUGGCUACACAAUUAACAUACAACCCGCGCGUAGCGCGGGCUUAUCACUAGUAAUACUAAUAAACAACAUGUGUUUUUGUUGAUCAAAAUUAUAUAAUUGAGUUACAAGAGAAUUGAAAUAUGUUCUACAAGGCCUAGUCCAUUAGCUAGUAGCAUUUUUCAUUUAUGAGAUAACCAAUCAAUGUGCUCAUUAGCUAUGGAGGAGACACAGUGCAAAGAGAACCAUGUUUGGAACUUGGCCCAUCAUCAAAACUAAAUUAGUACCAAUAGUCACUUGGAACUUGAAAGAAUCUCUUGUAAAAAUCUACAUGGUUCAUAUUGAUUCUAAGGGACUUAAUCAAAGGUGAAGAACGUAUGCAUUUGAUCCAAAAAAAAAAAACGUAUUCAUAAGUCUUAUUUUCCAUUUUAAUUUCUUUUAGUCACAAUUGAUAAUUCUGUAUGGAAAAUCAGUGGGCUAGUGAAACCAUAUAUCACAGUUGCAUUUAUAAAAAUAUCCGACUUAUUCGAACCCAAUUCUGUGUCCACAAGACAAAGAUCAUAUUUGAACCCAACCGAUUCAGUGAAAACCAAGCCUGAGCUCGACCACUUGGACAGAACCAACACCAAAAUAUCAAAUUUGGUAUAAUUUCAUCUUUAAUAAGAUACCAAAAUUGACAUAACUCCAUCAAUUUGUUGUAAUGUGUUCAUCACACCAAAUUCUUAAAAUACAUAUUUUAUUAUAUUUUAUUUAAUAAUAUAGUUUAACUAUUAUUAUUAUUAUUAAUUAGUUCAAAUUUGUAACUAAACAUAAAUAUAUUGUAUUAUUUGUAUUUUAAAAUUAUUUUUAAUAUAUAUUUUUCAGUUAAUAAAUCACUAAAUGAAUAUCAUCAUUUAUUUCAUAUUCUAUUUUUUAUAAAUGAUAAAAUGAUGAUAGGAGUUUCAAGGCUCCUAAUCAAAUGUUGUAAUAUAAAGGAUGUCAAACCAGUUCUAAGUGAUUAUGAUGCAAAGAGAAUGCAAAACAUGCUUAAUCUAAAUGCUACCAGUUUUUGAGAUGAUUUUAAACUAGAUUUCUACCUAAAAUGCAAUAAAGGACAAAGCUUUCUUUCUUAUAAGAUGGGAGAACUCAUGAGCUAUGGGAAUUGAUCUUGGGUGAUCAAGAUUCAACCUAAAAGUGUCAACUUUCAACCAAUUUAUAUCUACCUUAGACAUAGACACAAUCCUAAGCAAACUCUAUCCCUAGAUGAAUGCUCAUUUACCUAGAUAACUCAAGCAUCAAAUUCCUUUGGUUGAAUGUUAUCUAAGUAAUCAUUAAUCUCAAGUCUACUAGCCAUCUUAACACUUUUAACAACAAAUCCCUUUGGUAAAGAAUGUUAAAAGCUUAGGAGAGUUGGUUCAAGCAUUUCAUCGAACACCUUCCGGGUAUGAAAUGUCUAGCUCAACUUUAGAGAGGUCAACUCUAGAGUUGCAUUAAAAUCACUCUACUAGCAAGGAACAAGAUUGAUCUAUACCUAAACACCUUAGAUCUAGCUUAAUCACCCUUAAUCUCUCUAAUCCAUGAAUCCAAAGAUGACUACUCACUAAUUAUCAUGAUAAACCCAAGAAUCAAUGAUGAUUUGGUGUUAAUCAUGAUUAGUGAUCAAUAUAAUCUAAGCAAUCACUAAAGAUAAUGAUCAAGAUUAGAUCUUUAAACUCAAAGUUCUUUGUGAGUAGAUAGAAAAUAAAAUCUGAUCUUAACUUUAGGAUUACAAGGGUAUUUAUAUGUUCUUGGUAAAUCUAAUGGUUUCCAUUAAAAAGUCUAAAAAGCCCUUAAAAGCAUUAAAAUUCGACUAAGGAUAAAUAUCGACUCGGGUUGAAACGACUGGGCGCACCCCGCGUCACACCACCCGCGUCAGAUGGUCGUCGAGCUUCUUUCUUCAUACGAGCGGGUAGGCGUCUCCGCAUGGCCUCAUCCCGCGUCAGAACGUCAGCUUCUCCUCUUCCUAUGCGGGUAUGCGAUCCCGCGUCACUGAACCCGCGCGAGAUCGUCGAUGCGUCUUCCUGGCCUCGUCCAAGCCGUGUCGUGAACCCGCGGUCUCUUCCAUCAGUGGCUCGACUCGUGAGCAAACCACAUCCAUGGAUCUCUCGCCUCACCAUCGCACUCCGCUCGUUCCACGCCGUGAUUCCUCUGAGACUGGACGCCGUUAACGUGAGGUCUCUUCCACCGGUGGUCGCAGUUCUUCGUCGCGUCUCGUCUCAAGCCCCCACGAGUCGUGCUCUCAGCUCAUGGUUGCGUGCUGAGCUCCGUCGUCACGUGCUCAGCUCCGUCGUCGCGAUCGAGCCUCGCCGUCGGCUCCGGAUCGACCGAGAGAAAGCUCGCUUCUCUCCAAUGGUGGCUUCUUCAUUAUUUGCAAAACAGGUCCCUCAACUGUUGGUUGCUUACAAAUCGGCCCAAUACUUUGGAAUGUACAGAAAUGACCUCAUGAAUUGACCCCUGGACUUCUGAUUUUACAAUCUAACCCAGCGAGUAUUCCAAAACUGCAACCUCGGUCCCUGAACUUUGGAUAACUUCAUACUUGGCCCCAAACUUUGUAAAUUGCAAGAAUAACCCACGGUUUAGCCCCAAACUUCUCAUUUGUGCAAUCCAGACCCUAGAAUAUGCAAAUGGACAAAUGUAUGCAAUAUAUACACCUAAAUGCAAGCUAGAAUUAUCAUAAUAAGCUCAAUUAUGAAUCUAACCCUCAUCAAAAUCAUUAGAUAUCAUAAAACUACAAAAAUUUAACAAGCACAAUAUCUAACUUUGCUAAAAUAAUUAUUAAUCAAUUAUAAAUAAUAAAAUAAUAAAAACUAUUAAAAUAUAAAAAUUAAAUAAUAUAUAAUAUUAAUUUUUGUGUAAAAUUUGGUGUUACUGUUAGAGGUAAUAAAAAAAAGUAUGACACCAAAACGCUAAAUUUGGUGUCAUUGUUAGAGAUACCAUUAUUAUCGGUAUGAAGUAUUCUCUGCUAUAUGAAACCAGCCUCACGUGUUCCACUUUAAGAACCAUGAGACCCGAAGGGCCAUCGCUCGAACUGCUUGGAUCACUUCCUGGCUUGGACUGGCCGGGUCAGUGAAAACCAAACCUGAGCUCGACCACUUGGACAGAACUAACACCCAAUUACUCUAUCCCUCAUUUGAGAUAUAUACAAACCCACCCUGAGAUUUUAAGAAAAAAUAACUCAUCUACAAGUCCACUUGUACUUGCCUGUUGUAGUCCAAAAGAAAAAGAUGAUAACAAAUACUCUCUUUUCAUAAUGCAAGAUAUAUAUGUUUAAAAAACAUUAUGAAAGUAUUACAGUUAGGCACCUUAAGAAAGAAAAAAAUACCAAUAAUAAAGCCGAAUAGGACUUAACUUUUAUAUUAGCAGAAGUUAAUUUAUUCACUGGCAGUACGCCAUUUGAGUUGUAUCAGUGUAUAUACAUCUGGUAUAUAAUUAUAUAAAUGAUCAGGCAUGCAGAGUCUAGUAAACCAUUUUAUAAGGAAUACUGAUUCCAAAGAUGAAAACAAAAUGGGUGGCUGUUCUUUUGUUGUUGCAGAUUAUUAGAACUUUCGGCAUAGUUUCAAUUUAAGAAUCGAUAUUUACGCAAAAUGUUAGUUUACUAAAAUUUAUAUAAUGGAUUAAUUAUAUGCUUAAUUACAGAAUUUUUAAAUAAGAAAAAAUGAAACACUUUGGAUCAGUCGCAUGAUAGUAAUCAUGAUGGGAUCUUCAUCUUUUAUUUCUGACACGAAGAGGAAGAAGGCAAGAGGAAGAGACGAACGUAAAGAGCAAAACUGGAAAAGAAACAAAUACAAAACGGCAAAGUGCAGUAAUAAAACGACACCCUUUAUUCAAACUCAUCUCACAUAUCCAAACUAACAUUUUGUGUUAUAUAUAUUGGACAACAAAACCAAACCUAUUCACCAUUUUGUUCCGUCACGUUAUCCUCAUUUCUGGAGACAAGACAUUUACAUUAUUGUACGUCGAAACAAUAUAUAUAUAUAUAAUAUUUUGAAAAAUAACAGCGAAAGCUCUGCCGUGUUCAUUACCGGUCUGUUUUAGUCACGUAAGUCAAGAAUGAUGACACAGUUUUUUUCUUUUUCAUAUCCACAUUCAAAUCCAUUAUACAGUUUGUGUAUAUCCAUUAUACAGUUCUGUAUAUAUAUACAGAGGUUGACAACCAAAAACAAAAAGAAAUAGCACUUUAACUUCUGUUUUUGUAACUGCAGCACUUUAACUUUUACAUCAGUUGUUCUAAAAGUAAACCUAUUCUACAUGACUACGUCUACAUCUAUAAAGCAAUUCUGGAACGAUAACUUUUUGAAAUGCAUUCCAUAAAAGGCAAGUACGUUGGUGGGUGGUGCAUUAAUUGGUUUACUGAAAUGUAUGUUUUCUCGCGGGUCUAAAGAAUAUCAUAAGUUAUAAACUAUUUAUGUAUUAUAUAAUAUAUAUUAAAAAGUUCAUAAAUUUAUAAUGCAUAAAUUUAUAAUACAUUUAUGAUAAAUUUAUGUAUUAUAUAUUAAUUUUAUAUAAAUUUAUAAUAUAUUACAUUUACAAGCUAAUUAUAAAUUGUUGUAUGAAAUUCUUGACAAUUCCUUAACAAGAGAAAAUACUAUGUUAUACUAUUAUUUUAGUAUAUGUGGUCAUUCUUAAAAAUAUAUGCACAAUUAUACAUAAAAGACUAGACACCAAUAAUCGUACUAUAUAACUAUUUAUCAUAAUUAGAUAUGUCAUAUGUACUAUUAAUAAAACUUCAAAAAAUCUGUCUAAAGAAAAAACUAAAAAAUAUCUAAGCUAAGAAAUUUUCAGAUCUUGUCUUGUAUUUAUAUGUACCCAUUCACGUGGGCCAUUCAUAAUUUGCAUGAAAGCCACUCUUCUUCUCACAAGACAAAACAUCAGUGUCUUUCUUUCUCUCUCUCAAUUUCAGAAAUAUUUAUAGAUCGAAGAUAGAUCUAACCCUGAGAGGAGAGGAAAGAGAAAUAGAUGGUUAGGGUUUAAUCAAGAAGAAAAGCUUUAUGUUAGGGUUUAGGGUUGGGAUAUGACUCAUGUUCGAGAAUGGAGAAGCUCCUCUCUGCUAAUGGUGAUCUUGCUUUCUUAUCUACUCUAUCUCUCUUUUGUAACUUCCCUUAUAGGGGCAACUCGGGUAUAUCCAGAAGCACCGACGAAGGCUACCUCUCCUGCACCGGCUAAUAACCAAGAAAAUCUAAUGAAGAAGUACUUUGGCGCCGGAAAGUUCCCUCCGGUGAAUUCUUAUGUCGGAAAAGGGACCAGUGACACUAAAAGAACGGUACCAAGUUGUCCAGAUCCUCUCCAUAACUAGUCGACGCAGUUUCUUAAAUUUUUCUUCAUUUAUGUUUUAUUUUCUUGAGCCGUAAUCAAUCAAUAAGUGUUUUUAUCCAAAAUACCCACGUUUUUCUCGUUAACCUAAGGGGAAAACGGGGGUAUUUUGGAGAUUUAAUUCACUGAUCUACAAAUAUUUUCUGAUAUAUACAUUGACCGUGUCAAUGUUGAUGUUUUAUUAGAAAUGUCUAUUGUUUUUUUCUGCACUAUGAUUCCGCAUAUAAGAAGCGGAAGAGUAUAAACCCUAAUAUUUUUUUGCUUGUUUGGGACAGGUCCUGAUUUUAAAUUGAAAGUUCUGAUCAAUUUCUUCUUGGUACUCGUCACGUCUGAUGACACAUGCAUUUGCAGCGAAUCAGAUUAAUUGUAAAUAUCGUUGAAUUAAAGUUUUAAUCUGAUCCAAGCUGUUAUACAUAUAUGAGAGAGACUGAGUGAGAGAGAGAACAUAUAUAUUUUUUUUAAGAAAAAAGAACAUAUAUUUUUGGUAUGACAGAAUGUUUGUUUAGUUUAAUAUGUUUUGUACAUUCUUAAAAUCUUCACCAAACCGGGAAAUUAUAUAUAUAUAUAUUAGUAUUCAGAACAGAUCAUACUCUUAAUUUAAAUAGUUUCGAUUGCAUACCUCAGGCCGUGCCUGACUAUAGGCUGAUCAAGGACAUGCUUGGAGCCCUGAUGUGUAUAAGUAUUUUAAGGGCUAAUUUUUUUAACAAAGUCUAGUUAGUUCUACUGGUUUUUGUUUAAUUUUUUCCUACAAAGAGUUGAGGAUUCGAUUUUUUACCCCAUAAAUUUUAAUGUUUUUCCAUUAUAAGUAAUUAAAGGGUCAAAAAUAUAUUUUGUGCUUGGGAGCCCAAAAAAGUCAGGCACGGCCCUGGCAUGCCCCCGGGAAAAUCUUCAUAUAUGUUACAAUAUUAGUUUUGCUCUUAUCUAUAACAACAUUUUACAAUAAACCACGGCAAGAAAGUUUGGGAAGCAAAAUGCAGUACUGUGCAUGGUGAGAUGCUUUAACAGCCGUUAGAUCAGUUGACCUCUUAGCAGGAAUUCUGGUGUUGACGGCUAAUGCGUUUACGACAGGCCAAUCCAGAGCUUUUCUUUUUCCCCAACCUAUGCACUACUACGGUCAAAUUUGUUUAAAGUUUAAACCAAAAAUAAAGUCACCUAGAGUCUAGACAGUAUGGCUUUCUCCAUUUUUUUUGUUUUUUGAUCAACUCUCCAUUUUUUUUUAUCAACUCUCCAUUUUUUUUUUGUUUAAAUCUGGACAGUAUGGUUGCAUUUAGUUGUAUGAUUUUCUUUUCAAAAUAUCUAUAGGUACGUAUUAUUAAGGUGAAAAGACAAAGGUUUUAAUUACCAUUGGGAUUCACGGACAAGAUGCAAAGUUAACAACACGAGAGAUCUGAGAUUGUUUUUUACGGUCACAAAUGGAUAGAAAAAACUUAAAAUAAAAAAGAAUUAGUCUGGACGGUAGCGGUUGGUAUUAUUCUUUUGCAAUAUAUUUAUUACAUUUUUUUGUUUGCUAAAUAUAUAUUUAUUACAUUUGUACCAGUUCUUAUUAAAUAAAAAAGACAACUUGUAAUAUAUUGCAAUGUUCAAACUUAAAGCUUCAUGGAAAAAGGUAAAACUGAAAUCCACGUGACCUGCUAAAAACUUACGGAAACAUAUUUUAAAAAUAGUACGGUCUAGUUAAGCGAAAUCCACGAGUGAUCAUAUUCAUGCAAGAAAUAUUUUUUUUUUGACGAAAAACAUGCAAGAAAUAUUUUAUGCAUAUGUUAUAUUCAUGUAGAUCGUAGAUAAAGUAAUAAACAUUCCUAAUUUAGCAUCCAAUCCCCAACAAAAUGUAAAACUAAAGUUCAAAAAAAAAAAGUAAAAUUAGGCCGACGACGGACAAUAUAUGAACCUACAAAAAAAAUUGAACUGCUAUAGUAUACAUCAUAAAGGCUUAAUUAUAUCUUUUCGUUUUAUGGACUUAAAUCUUUUGAGCUCAUGUACUUCAUUCUAAAUUUUUGUAUAGUCAUCAUGUGAAAGAAAUUUUUUUACAGAGUCGUAUAUGUAGUUAAGAUUUUAGAAAAAUAAAGAAAUUCUGUAGUUAAGUUGAAAACGCAACUGAUCAUGUUUCUUUAAAACGCAAGUGAUACUGUAACUUUUCUGUUUAUUCAAUAAAUAUUUAUUAUAUUUUAUUGGAAAAUUGUAACUUUUAGCUAGAAAUGCUAAUACUAUGUGAGAAAUGCUAAUACUAUGGGCUGUAUCAUGGAAAUAAGAAUUGAUCUUAGUACUGUUUUCUUAAAAAGAGCGAGUAAACAAGUUCUAUGUAUUCAUUUUCUUGUGUAAGACUUGGAGUUUUCGAAAUUCUUCCAUUUUUAUUGCCACUUGAUUGUAGUCUAGUCAAUACGAAGUCGUAUUUUUUUAAAGUCAGAAUAAAAUGUAGGAAAAAGAGGUCUCGAAUUUGGGUGUUUUAUGAGAGACAGAGAAGCCAAUGUGUGAAGCUCCACGUAAUAUGCGGCGAAGGGGCUUGCAUGUUUGUCCCUUUCUAUUUGGCUUUUAGAAUCUCUUUGACUAUUUAUUCUUUUCACUAAUUUAGUACAUGUACUAAAAAGCUUAAAAUUAAAAAUGCUCAUUUCUUAAUUAUCAUCAUAUUAAUUUUAUGAGUACUUGCUAUUUCACAUUUGCAAUUGUACGUACUAUAAUCGGUCGAUAUCUCGAAAAUUCAGGUGUAUGUCUUAGCUAAAACGUGAAGGAAAAUGUAAACCCGAUAUUUUGUUCUUUUUUGUGUUACGUUUUUCUAAAAUAUAGAUAAAUUCAUUUUUCCGUUGAUAAAUUAAUUUUUAAAAUCAUUUUUAUGGAAUUUGAUUCAUUAUUUUGUUCGUAAUACAAUUUUUUUUGUCUAUCUUUAUAAAAGUAAUAGUAGUUGACAAACUAAUUACUCUCUCCUUUCUAGUAUAAAUAAAUUUCAUUAUUUUCAUAUCAAAUGACAUUAUAUGUUUAUUUUGCAAAACUUAACUUUAUGUCACUAAUUCCUUGCAUAAUGUAAAAGGAUUGAUUAUAAAGUAUGACAUUAUUUCUGUUGUUUGUAAAGUAAGACACUAAAGAGAAUAUGAGGUGAUAUAAAGUCACACUGGCCUGCAUUACAAAAAUAAGAUGUCUGAAUUCCGCGAAAUACAUUAUACAACCUAGAGCAAAGUAACAUCAUAUAAGUUUCUGCUAAUUAAAUUCUUAUUUUGUUUAAAUUUAAUACAACGAUUAGCAUAGUCUCAAUCACAUGAAAACCUUGCAAAUACACACAAGUGACACUGAUCAUAUUGUAUUACCAAUUGUCCAAUAUACACAAUACCCAAACCUUUAUUGUUAACUAAAUUGAUGUGUAGUAUUACAGAUUCAAAAUGGGGCUAUUCUGAAGAAGAAACGUUUUACGGGCCUUUAUAUGAAAAAGCCCAGGCCUAGUUGACGAAUACAUAUCUUAAGAUAACAAAGGUAACGUGAAAAACAAGAAAAUAACUAUCUACUGAUCUACAGAUGUAAAGCAGAACCAACAAUGCGGAUUUCUUCUCCAAACGCAUUUCGCACUGACUCCAUACAAUGUGUCUCGUUUCUUCAAAGAAAGUAAAGGAAAAUCGGAGAAUCAAUCAAAGUCGCCUUUGUUGGUUUAAUGUUGUUCUCCGUAACAAUUAUUUUUCUUGUCUCCCACUCUACAUUUGAAAGUGUUAUGGAUAAUGGGCUUGGUCUUUUGUAAUAAAAUAAAAUAUACACACGUUGUCCUAACCUGUAAACCGGGAAGCCUUUUGUAAUUCCAUACUAUUUUCGCAUAAUAGUCCUCUGGUAGCUUUCGGUUAUUGCAUAGCUGAUUGCUUGAAGAAAGCAAAUACUACUAAACUUCUACUUUUAUUCAUUUAGUUCCAAAUCACUAACUUCCACGGUUUGAAUAUUUUUCUACCGAAUGAUAAUGACAACUGAAACUAGACACCCGAUUAUACAUUGACUCAAAUGACAUAUGUAGGUAGAUGUGUUCUUUCUCUCGAUUCGGUUAGGUUUUUUGUUUGUCAGCAUCUUAAGAAUUCAUUAAAAUCUUUCGAAAACAAAUAAUAAUAAUAACAAUAUUCAGUAUAUACUAUAUACAUAUAUUCAUUUUUUAAGGCUACAGAUAUCCAUAUUUUCCAAUAAAACGAGCCUAAUAAACUCCUUUUAAAUUUAGGAGAUCGCUUGACACAAAAUGACUGAAAGUAGCUGUAGUCAGUAGUUACAAUCUUUUUACUAAAGCUGGAAUUAGUUGAAAACUUAAGAGAUAUAGCUUUAAGGAAACCUUUUGACAAACUUGUAAUAGACGCAAUGAUUUUCUACCUUUCUUUCACGAAAA
Brassica rapa (field mustard) is the source of this 9971-nucleotide messenger RNA. RefSeq names its product CLAVATA3/ESR (CLE)-related protein 27. The record is from RefSeq and is a predicted model, not a curated record. Lineage: Eukaryota; Viridiplantae; Streptophyta; Magnoliopsida; Brassicales; Brassicaceae.